This is a messenger RNA of Zootermopsis nevadensis, 1255 nucleotides long. The record is from RefSeq and is a predicted model, not a curated record. NCBI's taxonomy places the organism in Eukaryota, Metazoa, Arthropoda, Insecta, Blattodea, Termopsidae.
AUGGCCGCGCGGUCUGAGGCGUGGGCUUUGUGCCGCUUGAUCGCUGGGACCGAAGAAGAACUACGGUGUUCUGGUGAUCCGAAGUUCUCGCAUCUCAGCGACGACCUGCACAUCGAGAUCACGGCCUUUGCUCCGCCAGCGGAAGCACACGCGAGAAUUGCCUACGCCCUGGCGGAAGUGCGUAGGUUCUUAGUUCCGGAUUACAACGACGAGAUUCGUCAGGAGCAGAUGUGGGAGAUACACAUCCUGAAGACGCAGCGCUGUGGCAGGGGCGAGCUGCUGCCUGUGGGGGACAGCACCGCCAGUUCCAGCAGCACAGGGAGCAUGUCACCCUGCACUCCGCCACUUCCAGUGGCCGCAGAGUCGCCGCCUCCGACUCUCCCCACAAGUCACGGGCUAGUUCUCGCUCCCCAGCACCCCGCCCUCAGAGGUGUCGAACCCAGGACAUCCAUCGCUGGAGCAACUGUGCCGUCAGUAGGAGCUGGUAGCGGUCCACCCACACAACUUUUGUGUCGCAAGCGACCUCUACUUCCUGGGGGCGGCACACGCCUCGCCAUGUCGCCCACGAAACGCACAGUUCUGUCUAUACUGGCUCGUGCGAGGGCGGCGCAAGCCAAGGACCUGCCCGAGUAUCACCACAUCACAAACGGGAGGAAAACUGGCAUCCCGGCAAUGCGUGAAGAUGCCAUCCCGGGCGGCAAUUUAGUAUAAAACUCCGGCAGCUAGAAGUUAAUUAAGGGGACACUGAAAUGACUGGAAGACGUGGCACUUCGAUUAAACCUGCAGCCCCUCAUCGAAGCUAUUACGAAACGUGAGGACAAUCUUAGUAAUGAAACAGGACACCAGGCGGCAGUUUUGAACACAACAGAAGAUUAAAAUGGAGCGUCCCACGUCAUAUCCUUCACGUUUAUCUUCUACACACCAGCAUUUAUUCAUGAUAUCACACACAUCAUGAUUUUAACACAUACGCAAACUACAGAUAAUUUGUGGUGUAAUGUGCUGUGUAGACCAGCGAUUCCUUUUUCCAGCUUUGUGCGAUCUCACAGAGCUACGUGAAAAUCCAACGACAAAAGCCAUUCAUUAAUUAACGCUGACGAAGCUUGUAAAUUUCAUUUUCCAUAAAUGAAAUCGUAAAACUAAUUUAUUCCUUAAAAUGUUUAAUGCAAUUCGUCUAUUAUGACAACACUUCAUAUAAACAAAAUUUAUUUCCAAAGAUGUCUGUCUUUGGGUUAUAGCGCCAUGUAAUCUGAUAGAA